AUGGCGCCCCAGCUCAUAUCCGUCAUCGGUUGUCUCCAUGUCGACUGUAUAAUGAUGACAGACCGCAUACCUGAUCGUGGUGAAAGUUACAAAGCGAGACAGUAUCAUGAGGGAUUAGGGGGAAAGGGAGCCAACGCGGCAAUUGCCAGCUAUCGAAGUUGUCAUGCUCAGCCCCCCGAGGGAAGGCUAGCCUCACUCGACGACAGAAUCGAUUCCUCUAAUGAGGAUGAGAUCGAGGUUUGUAUGAUUGGCGCCGUGGGCAAUGACAAGUAUGCCCAACUGUUCGAAGAUGCGUUACAAGAAAACGGUAUCGAUGUGUCCGGCCUUCAGAAAGUGGACGGUAUGACGGGAAAAAGCUUUGUCCAGGUGGAAAUCGCCAGCGGAGAAAAUCGCUGCACCUUUGCGAACAACGCAAAUGAUGCAUUGACCGCUGAAUAUUUCACCAAGCUCGAAAGCCUCGCCAACGGAAGGCAGCCGGAUCUGGUCAUUGCACAGAUGGAAAUUGAUCGAGCAGUGGUCGAGCAGAUCAUUGCCACCGCCGGCGAGGCGGGCAUCGAGGUCCUGAUCAACGCCGCUCCGGCGAAUCACAUAUUAAGCAGGUACUACCGCCAUAUCACGCACCUGUUGGUCAACGAGACCGAAGCGGCCACCAUGUCUGGCCGAGAGAUCGAAGAGGUAAAUGAGGAGACGUGGCAGGAGAUUGCUGAGGAUUUCCUUGAGAAAGGGGUGAAGAACGUGGUGCUCACUUUGGGAGCUCAAGGAGCCUUCUAUGGCACAGCCGACGAGUUUGGCCAUGUCCCGGCUUUCGAUGUCAAUGUGGUGGAUUGUACGGGGGCAGGGCGAGUCUCGAUGGACACAUUCACGGGCGCCUACGCCACAGAUUAUUUGCGACAGAAGCAGAGGGGACAAUGGGACAUCAGAGAGGCAGUCGUUCGUGCUUGUAAAGCCGCAGCAUUGACCAUCACACGCAUCGGCGCCCAGGAAGGGAUCCCUUGGAUGGAUGCGAUUGACGAUUUCCAAGAGAACGAAUCGCCUCAAGUAGCCGUUGAAGCUGCUUCCCCGUCUGCUACGGAUGCUUCAGAAGAACUGUAA
This is a messenger RNA of Cladophialophora psammophila CBS 110553, 1092 nucleotides long. RefSeq lists its product as uncharacterized. The transcript has 2 exons. Bases 1 to 1092 code for a protein of 363 amino acids. Gene Ontology annotation, biological process: D-ribose metabolic process. Gene Ontology annotation, molecular function: ribokinase activity. The record is from RefSeq and is a predicted model, not a curated record. Lineage: Eukaryota; Fungi; Ascomycota; Eurotiomycetes; Chaetothyriales; Herpotrichiellaceae.